AAGAGCACAUCACUCAGGAAGCGUUUGUUACGCGACCAUAACACGAUCUCCACACUGAAGACAUUGUGAAAAAGUUAAGCGUUGAUACGAAGUUGUUUUGCUUCGUUACGACAUCGAUGCAUGCUCUGCAAACAUGUUUGUAACGAUUUAUUACGGAGAUCAGAAGUCGCUGCUGGUCAACCCAAGCUGUUCCGUGGUAAACCUACUGAACUCGAUCAAAGAGCGCUGCGGUUAUGGCGAUAGCGAUAGAGUUCUGGACUUGAGCGACGAAACAGGUCUUGUCUUAGAUCUCAGCAGCCACAAAAACGAUUACGCGAGUAAGUACCUCGCAUCCAAAGGCUUCUACGUCCUGGUAGAGAAACGGACCAUGCCAUCACCUUCGAAUGACCCAAACGAAUCAGGGCUCCCGCAAGAAGUCCAGUAUGUACCUUUGCUACUAAGACCCAACGAAACAUUUCAAGGUUACAAAGCUAGAGUUGCCGAGAGGAACAUGGGUCGAGAUGAAACAUCACAAACGAGCAGGAACACAGCAAGCAGAGGUAAACGAGUAAGACUGAGAGCGCGAAAGAGUAUAGUAGAGGCAAGUUAACGCAGGAAAACAGAUUCUGAUGACAGAGUCUUUCUCUGUUUACCCUAACAGUAACGAUUCAAGUGAGAUAUUCUUUGACAGGUCAUCGCGUCCUUUUUAAGUUAAAAAUUGUAAAGUAAUACGGAUAAAACUGUGACUCGAGUUUUAAAGUUAUUUUUUUAAUUGUAAAAAGUGUACACUAACAUGUGUUUGUAAAUUAAGAGAAAUUUCUGAGUUAAGUCGAAAUAUAUUAGCGCAAGGAUCUUUACUAUAAUUUUCUUGUUUUGUUUUGUCAUUAUUAUUACUUUUGUUGCUGUUGUUAAUUAAAAAUGUUGAAGAAAAAUAAAACCUUUUUGGGAAACAUGUUAUAGUCUAGGAUUGGGCUAAAAAAUCGACUUAACGAAAGGUUUCCCACAUCGAAAGGAGGAGGACGGCGUGUGUAGCGUGAUGAGAUCGCCAAGAGAUUUAGUAAUAAAUAAAUACGAAAUAGGAAUUUCACAAUGGGAAUUCCAUUAGGAGGCUCUUCUUGACCACUACUUCCAGAUCGAAUUGGAAAUUAAAAUGUUGGCUUGUGUAGAGGGAGGAAAACCGGAGAACACUGAGAAAAACCCUCGAAGCAUGGACGAGAACUAACAACAAAAUCAACCCACGUGUGACACAAAGUCCGGGAAUCGAACCCAGGCCACAGUGGUGGGAGGCGAGGGCUCUCACUACUGCACCAUCUAGGCUUAGCUACAUAAUUCCCGAAAAAUCGUCUAAAAUUCUUUCCGGAAUUUCUCAAACAAAAGCUCUAAAAUUCUCUUAGAAAUGUCUAAAAUUCUCCAAAAACUCUCUAAAAAUUCCCGAAAAUUCUUAUAAAUUUCGUUUCUUAUAGCGAUAUAACAAGAAACAACGAGUUGUUAAUCGUAAAACAUCAUUUAUUGUCAUUGUUUAAAAGUUGCAAAAACAUCAAUUAACGUUUGCCUAUAUGUGUAUUGAUAUAUUUUUUUAAACGAAUAUCCUAUGUAAACUUUCUCUUGAAUCGACAUGAAAAAAUAGCGUACAAGACUUCAAGGUAAAACCUUCACACCGAAUCUGUCUCUGAGACUCUAACCAGCUCCUAAUCAGUCACUUUAAUAAUAACAAGAACAAUUUCCGCAAAGUAUUUCCGUUGUGCUGCUUUCCAAAUCAACAAAAUACAAAACUAUCAAUAUGUUGCUUUAGCCUCCAAACUAGCGACUAUUUAUACGUAGCAUCAAGGCUGCCUCAAGAUAAUCUUCGAGGGCCUCAUGCUGCUGGUCCCCAAACAUGGUGACCAGCAUAGAAAAAACCCGCUCUGCCGCAGCUGAUGACGGUUGAACGAAAACCAUCUUCUGCAAAGCAGCAGCUCAACAUGGUAGAUCCUGCGCGGUAGCUUUCCACCAAGGCAGCGUGUCAGUCAAGUCGUCAAAGACAUCAGGUGUAUAAUUGGCCUUUGCAAUGUAAUCUGGGAGCUCAUCCUUCAGAGAUUGUAUUACAUCAUUCGAACUCAGGAACGGCACAACCCUCAGCCAGUCGACAUCGAUGGCAGUUGGCCUUGAUAUCUUGAUGCAUCUUGGACUGAAGAGCUGUGCAGCUUUGACGAGAGCCAUAGACUGCGACACGGUUAGAUCAGUUCUCAUGGUGUUAGGGAAAUAUGUAAACGCAGGCUGGAGACAUUGAUGGAGCCCAUAGUUGUACCACUG
Messenger RNA from Pocillopora damicornis (cauliflower coral), 2271 nucleotides. RefSeq lists its product as uncharacterized. NCBI's taxonomy places the organism in Eukaryota, Metazoa, Cnidaria, Anthozoa, Scleractinia, Pocilloporidae. The record is from RefSeq and is a predicted model, not a curated record.